Molecule: messenger RNA, 2319 nt
Organism: Talaromyces stipitatus ATCC 10500
Lineage: Eukaryota; Fungi; Ascomycota; Eurotiomycetes; Eurotiales; Trichocomaceae
Exons: 4
Coding region: 1-2316 (771 amino acids)
Biological process (GO): DNA-templated transcription; regulation of DNA-templated transcription
Cellular component (GO): nucleus
Molecular function (GO): DNA-binding transcription factor activity, RNA polymerase II-specific; transcription cis-regulatory region binding; zinc ion binding
Source: RefSeq, a predicted model, not a curated record
AUGCCGAAACGUUCCUGGAACCACGUCGACGGAGCAGCGACACAGCCAGUCCGUCGUGGCUCCAAUAAAACCGCAACAACUGAUCUACAGAUCAAAUCCGGAAGUCCAAGUAGCCCGGAUGAGAUCAAGGCCAACUUCUCUCACCCUCCCACUCCGACAUUGACGGACGCCGGGUCAGAACCUCGAUCGGCGAAAUCCGGAUCUCGUCGUAGAGCUGCCAGUGCUCAUUCGGAUGACAAUGAGCAGAUUGCGUGGCCGUCUAUUACGCGGAAGGUAAAGGCAUGUGCUGCUUGUCGGAAGCAGAAGAUCAAAUGUGACAUGGACGAUGAUGUUCCUCCGUGCAAACGCUGUAAGGAAAGAGGCCUAUCGUGCAAACUUAACAAGAGCUUGCAAACUCUCAUUGAUGAAGAGUCUAGAUGGCGCAAAACAGUUAGCCAUGAUUUGACUAUUAUGCACUCCGCACUCGAGCAGACCUUACGAGCAUUAAACCUCCCAUCGUUACCUUCUCUACACACCCCGUUACCAGAGACUGGCAGUAUUCCAGAGGCUGAAGUGUCCAUUGCUCCCACGGUCGACUUGUCCACCACCAGAGACCCUGAAUUCUCUCCGCAACUUCACCCUGCCGAGGAAACUUCGGCACAUGUACCCAUUGAAUCUCUGUACGAACUAACCCGCCUACGCUCGCUACGAGGAGAGGCAAUUGAUGAACGAUCAUCUGAUCAUGACGAUUUCAUCUCCCGCGGGCUGGUUCCUAUCGACGAAGCCGAGAAAUUAUUCCACUUUUACCAGACACAGCUUGAUCCAUACAUCUAUGGUCUCGCCAGCAAAUAUAAGACAUUGGAAAGCCUACGUAGGAGUUCCUCGUUACUCACAGCCUGCAUCUGCACAGUGGCAGCUUCACAUCAGGCAGGUCAUGGUCAACUCUACGAAACAUGCAAUCAAGAAUUUCGCCGACUAGUUUCGGGCUCGAUGUUUGAACGCCGAGUUAGUCUGGAUUACCUGCGCGCAUUAGUGAUUGGCUCGUAUUGGUUGAGCGACGUUUCAUGGACACUAGCUGGCCUUGCUGUCCGACGGGCAAGCGAUAUCAAUCUCCACAAAUUCUAUUAUCGUAUUAUCGAUUCUGCGAAUGGGUUGGCGCAAACACCGGAUAGCUGGGAUCCGUCUGACCCGGAAGCUUCGAUUGAUCCUGUUCGAUUGUGGUAUUUGCUGUAUAUCUGUGAUCAGCAUUUGUCGAUAUUGUAUACUCGAGCGCCCAUGAUCCGUGAGGAUGACACCAUCCGUGGAUGGCGCGCAUAUCUCGAGUCUCCGCACGCUUCACAGUCGGAUAUGCGAAUAUCGUCGCAAGUAGCACUCAUGACACUGUUGAGCCAGAUCCGAGAAUUUUUCGGGGUCGAUGCUUCCAAAUCUAUUCCUCGCGGAGCAAUGCCUCAUAUCAACACAUUUAGCCAUCAACUCGAUAAAUGGCUGGCCCAUUGGUCCUCUAAACUCCGCCCCAACGAGCACAUCGGCAACUUCCCUUCCAAAGGAGUCCUCCUACACUAUCACUUUGGCAAACUCCAUCUUUACUCCCACGUCUUCCGCGGCCUCAAAUCCGGCGAUCACAUCGAACACAUCCCCUCAUAUUUCAAGGAUGCAGCCUCAACAGCCGUAUCCCACGCGACCACCAUCCUCGAAUUCUUAUUAAACGACGCCGCCAUCCGACGCAGCAUUGUUGGUGCACCACACUAUUUCCAUACCAUGAUCUCACUCGCAUGCGUCGUACUACUCAAAGUCGCGGAUCGGUAUCGUGACGACCUCGGCAUUGAUGUCGCGGGUACAUAUACACUUAUCCAGCGAGUUAUCGAUUUUUUCAGACGAGUAAACUGUGGCCAGUAUCAUCUCGUUCAUUGGAUGGCCGAUGGACUUGCGAAGAUGCUCCAACAGUCCUCCCAGUAUUCGCGCGGUAGUCCGAGCAGCAAUAACAGCAGCAGCAUUUCACACUCAGUCACCGCAUUUCCAUGGGAAACCACACAUACAACUUCCCAAACUGCAAGAGGACUCAACACAAUGAGUCCCUCUCUUGUGCACCACCACGACAGCUCCUCGUCAGUUGAUAAUACCCUAUUCAACAGCGUCACCGAAAUACCCGAACAACCAUCCUUCUUGUCUCUUGACCCGAAUUUCGGAAAUAUCAAUACCGAAGAAGACGAUCAUCACGGUAUGAUGAUGGGUGGUAGCGUCGGAGGUGCUGCCGGAGGUGCAUUUUUGCCGAUGUUGGAUGGUCUUGAAGCUGGUGGUGAUUAUGGGUUAACUGAUAUGGGCUUUAAUUUCAUCUAAUUU